Musca vetustissima is the source of this 1679-nucleotide messenger RNA. RefSeq names its product pyruvate kinase. The record is from RefSeq and is a predicted model, not a curated record. The transcript is spliced from 3 exons. Gene Ontology annotation, biological process: glycolytic process. NCBI's taxonomy places the organism in Eukaryota, Metazoa, Arthropoda, Insecta, Diptera, Muscidae. Gene Ontology annotation, molecular function: pyruvate kinase activity; magnesium ion binding; potassium ion binding. Gene Ontology annotation, cellular component: cytoplasm. Bases 143 to 1678 code for a protein of 511 amino acids.
CAUUCACAAAUCAACUCCAGUUCAUUCCAAAGCAGUGCAAAUUUACGCGGUGUCGGUUGAAUUUCAUCAAGAUCCAACAAGAUCGCAUUACGCAUUUAUUUAUAUCAUUAAAUAACUACAGCCAAACGAAUAUCCCCAGAAGAUGGCAGCCCAAGCUGAUUCUCAAUUGGAACACAUGUGUCGCCUUGAAUUCGAUGCUCCCGUCUCGCAAAUUCGUUUGUCGGGAAUAAUCUGUACCAUUGGCCCAGCUUCUGUCAGCGUUCCCAUGUUGGAGAAGAUGAUGGCUACUGGUAUGAACAUUGCUCGCAUGAACUUUUCCCAUGGCUCGCAUGAAUAUCAUGCUGAAACAGUGAAGAAUGUUCGUCAAGCCGCCGCCAACUACUCCCAAAAAGUUGGCUAUGAAUAUCCAGUUGCCAUUGCUUUGGACACCAAGGGUCCUGAAAUUCGUACUGGUUUGAUCGAAGGAAGUGGUACCGCCGAAGUUGAACUGAAAAAGAAUGACACCAUUAAGCUUUCGACCAAUAAGCAGUAUGCCGAAAAGGGUAACAAAGAUGUUAUCUACGUUGAUUAUGAGAAUAUCGUAAAGGUAGUCAAGCCCGGCAAUCGCGUCUACGUUGAUGACGGCUUGAUUUCUUUAAUUGUCAAGGAAGUGUCUGGCGACACAUUAACAUGCGAAAUUGAAAAUGGUGGUGUGUUGGGCUCUCGCAAAGGUGUAAAUUUACCAGGCGUCCCUGUAGAUCUGCCCGCCGUAUCAGAAAAGGAUAAAUCUGAUCUGAAAUUUGGCGUCGAACAGGGUGUAGAUAUGAUCUUUGCCUCAUUCAUUCGCAAUGCUGCAGCUUUAGCUGAAAUCAGGAGUGUUUUGGGAGAAGGUGGAAAAAAUAUUAAAGUAAUUUCCAAAAUUGAAAAUCAACAAGGUAUGCAUAACCUGGAUGAAAUUAUUGCUGCCUCUGACGGUAUCAUGGUCGCCCGAGGUGAUUUGGGUAUCGAGAUUCCCCCCGAGAAGGUGUUCUUGGCUCAAAAAGCUAUUAUUUCUCGCUGUAAUAGGGCCGGAAAACCUGUUAUCUGCGCUACUCAAAUGCUCGAAUCUAUGAUCAAGAAGCCUCGUCCCACUCGAGCUGAAAUUUCGGAUGUUGCCAACGCCAUUCUCGACGGCGCUGAUUGUGUCAUGUUGUCUGGUGAAACUGCUAAGGGCGAAUAUCCCUUGGAAUGUGUAUUAACCAUGGCAAAGACGUGUAAGGAAGCCGAAGCGGCUUUAUGGCACAGAAAUCUAUUCAAUGACUUGGUCCGCGCUAACCAAGCAUGCACUCUGGAUGCUGCUCAUGCUACUGCUAUUGCCGCUGUGGAAGCAGCAAAUAAAUCAUUGGCCGCCGCUAUCGUAGUCAUCACAACUACCGGUAAAUCAGCUCAUCUCAUUAGCAAAUAUCGCCCCCGGUGCCCAAUUAUAGCUGUAACUCGUCAUUCCCAAACUGCAAGACAAGCCCAUUUGUAUAGGGGAUUGGUUCCAAUUGUAUACAAGGAAGCUCCACUUGGUGACUGGUUGAAGGAUGUCGAUGUACGUGUACAAUUUGGCGUACAAGUCGGCAAAAAGAACGGUUUUAUCAAAACUGGUGAUCAAGUCGUUAUUGUUACCGGCUGGAAACAAGGUGCAGGAUUCACCAACACCAUGCGCAUAGUGUAAG